Molecule: messenger RNA, 486 nt
Organism: Erythranthe guttata (spotted monkey flower)
Lineage: Eukaryota; Viridiplantae; Streptophyta; Magnoliopsida; Lamiales; Phrymaceae
Gene: LBD25
Product: LOB domain-containing protein 25
Source: RefSeq, a predicted model, not a curated record
AUGGCUUCUUCUUCUUCGAGCAACCCGGCGCCAUGCGCAGCCUGCAAGUUCCUAAGGAGAAAAUGCUUGCCAGGCUGUACUUUCGCACCCUACUUCCCCGCAGAGCAGCCGACGAAAUUCGUCCACGUGCACAAAAUCUUCGGAGCAAGCAACGUUGGUAAGCUGCUGAACGAGAUCCCACCUCACCAGAGAGAAGACGCGGUCAACUCUCUGGCUUACGAAGCCGAGGCUCGGCUCAACGACCCGGUCUACGGCUGCGUUGGAGCCAUUUCAGUUCUUCAGAGACAAGUCUUUAACCUUCAGAAGGAGCUCGACGCCACUAAUGCUGACAUCAUCCGUUACGCCGCCAGCAGGACAAAUAGCAAUAAUGAUUGGAGAAUUGAUCCUGAUGGGUCGGGUUAUUUUGACCCGAAUUCGGGUUUGUUUCUACCCUAUUAUUGGAGUGGUGGUGGUGGUGCUGCUCCUCCUUCCAGGAGAGAUAGAUAG